Messenger RNA from Adineta ricciae, 2499 nucleotides. The record is from the annotation of a GenBank genome assembly. Lineage: Eukaryota; Metazoa; Rotifera; Eurotatoria; Adinetida; Adinetidae.
AUGUCACAAAAAUCAACGCUGUUCUUAUGGUCUAAUACACAAAUAAAAUUAUCCCGUAUAAUUACAUCAGAAAUCUCAGCACCGAAAGGUUUUGAUCAUAAACGACAAGCUUAUAACCAUGUGCGUCAUUUGUUUGUUAAAUACAAUGAUUUAUUAAAAAGACUAGACGAAGUAUACGUGACAAUAUUACAUCCGCAAAAGCGUUUGAUUCUAAAAAUUCUACUCGAUGGUCUAGUUGGACGAUUGAUUGAAUUGAAACAGGAAAUGAUGAAGUUCGAUGGAUGUGAAUACACCUAUUUUGAAGAUAUUGCACUUAAUCAUAAUAAAACACUGGAUGAUUUGUGCAUUGAAAUCCCACGUUAUUUCGCACAGGAUCGUUUUCAAGCCAUUGAACAACGAAACCAAAUGAUCAAACUAAUCCUCGAUCGUUUGGAACAAUCGAAGAAGGAUUAUCUUCCAAGAAACUCUUUAUUAAUAGCACUAAAGUCAGAUCAGAUUGAUACAAUCACAUUAGCUCAUGCUGUACGUGUUAUACAAGCUCAUGAACGUGCUCGGCAAGGACGUGUGCACGCACACUUCAUGCGACAAAUGAAAAAGGACGUGAAAACAGUUGAAACGAAGGCAUUCAAUGAUAAUAAUCUCAGUGACAGUUGUUUAAUUAUUCAAACUAUAUGGAGACAGAAAAAUGCAGAAAAAAGAUUUCAUCAGAGAAAACUUGAACAUGUCAAACUGUUGGACAUGGUUUUACCUGGAAGAAAUCCCUCGAGCGAUAAUCGUACGACUGACUGGGAUCAAACCAGACGAAAUAUUCAGAUAGAAUAUCAACAAGAAUUAGACGAAGCACCAGAUCAUAUCAAACUGAAACUGAGCCAAUAUGAAGAAACAGAAAUGAAACUACGGUUAGAACAUAUCCUUAUUCAAUGGUUACUUGAAUCACGACAACUCUAUGGACAAUUCCCGAUCUAUCCAUCUGGAGAUAUCAACGGAUCUGCGACGCUAUUCAAAAACCUAACUAUGACGGAAGUUCAAGAAUUCGUGACUAAACAAGCACAAGCAUUGAAAAACAAGAAAUCCAAGCGAAAGGGGAACAAAAAACAGCUGAAAAAAAACAACAAGAAACCAAUUAAACAAAAAACACAAUUGAAUACGUUAGAACCCUCAAAAUUCGUUCCGAUGAUAAAUAAUCAAUUAGGUGUUUACAAAGAUCUUUUCUAUGAACGAGAUGAGUCUUACAAUAGUGAACAACGGUACGAUCGAUUGUUAUUAAUGGAUGAGUUUCGACCGGCAGUAGAAGAAGAACUACGGCAUGAUGUCGAUAAUAUUCUUCGCAAUGAAUUAGUCUAUCUGAAAUUAGCUAUUGAUAAUACUGAAGAUAAGCCAAUGAAGAAAUCAAAGAAGAAGAAGAAGAAGAAAAAAAGGCAAAGAAAGAAGAAAGGGAAAGAUUUAGUUUCAAACCGAACACUCGAUUCAAUCUUCGAAGAACUUGUGGAAACGAAGAUCAUUCUACCAACUGAGCUCGUUCGUCAACAUGAUUUUAUCGGCGAUUAUCAAUACUCAGCGGAAACUAUACGUUUUAACCAAAAAGAACCGAUGCCAUCGUUACUCGACUGUCAGCAACUAGUUAAUUUACAAAUCGUUUUUCCACUUUGUAACAAUAUGAACGUGAUUUUUUCCGCUCAACUUAUACAUUCUACCCAGAUAGGCUCGCAGGAAGUGCAUUUGAAUCUCGCACCAUACAAAGCUAUACUUCUGGCUGGACCACAUGGCAGCGGAAAGGAAUUAUUAGUGCAUAUUGCAUGCAACGAAUUAGGUGGUCUACUACUCGAUCUUUCACCUGCUAAUCUGAUGAAAUCCUUUAAUACAUCUGAUGGUUUAAAAAUACUCUUCGCAAUGAUUAAACGAUUGGUAUUAACAAUGUCUCCAAUCCUUUGUAUGAUUCGCGACACCGAACUACUUUUUUCAAAAAAGCUUACACAACAGGAAAAACAGUACGAACCAAAACGAUUCAAACGACUCAUACAGCGAUUUAUCAAACGAAUCAAACCUGGCGAGCGAAUCAUGUUCAUUGGUCUCUCAUCACAGCCAUAUCGUGCUCGAAUAAAACCUCUUUUUCAAAUCUAUCAAAAUAUUGUUCUCUUUCCGAAACCUAACUAUGGUUCUCGGCGUAGAAUUUGUUAUGAAAUUUUAGUUGAACGAAAUCAUAUGAAUAUCACUGAUGUAGAGCUCAGUAUCUUGGCGUCGAUUUCAAAAGGUUAUACAGCUGGACAACUUCUCGAAGCGAUCUACAAAGUGCUCAAAAUGAAACAGAAAACUAAAUAUGUGAAUAACGAUUGUACAGCAAAGGAUUUUAUUCCGAUACUUGGCUUGAACACGCCAGUUUUUAUUGAUGAAGAAAAUAAAAUAAAAAAUUGGUAUGCUAAAACACCCAAUGGUGUUAAACGGUUGAAAGAGAUGGCUCAAACACCGACGAAAACAAAAAAAUCUUCAUUAAAAAAAUGA